Messenger RNA from Morone saxatilis (striped sea-bass), 1026 nucleotides. RefSeq lists its product as uncharacterized. The record is from RefSeq and is a predicted model, not a curated record. Lineage: Eukaryota; Metazoa; Chordata; Actinopteri; Moronidae. The transcript has a single exon. The coding region runs from base 1 to 1026 and encodes 341 amino acids.
AUGGAACGUACAUUUGUUCAUCUGAGUCAGCUGGCUUUCCUGUUAAUCAACGGUCCUCUCGUCUUCCUCAACCUCGCUGCAAAUAUCUUCUACGCAUGUUGCUUGAUCUUCCCAACAUGCAACACACAAAGCUUCAAGCAGCCUUUAAAUAUGCUACUGGGAUAUCUUGUCUGGUGCACAACUUUAUAUUUUAUCUCUUUGAUGUUAGUGAGUGCCGUGUUUAAUUACGUUGGUGACUUUAACGUGUUUGUUGUGUCGUGGAUCAUUUUGAAUUGCUACGUGCAUAACAGCAUGACGUGUUCUGUUUGGCUGAACUUCUACUACUACAUCCAGAUUGUCCCUUCACAGCGAGCUCUUGUGAUCUGGGUAAAGAGGAACCUCAGGUCCAUCACCUGCGUUGCUUUGUUUCUUGAUGCGAUGUUUUUUUGUUUUGAUGGUGUCCUCAAUAUUGUAUAUCUGAUCACCUCCAGUGGGUUCGCCGAUAUCAAUGAUACACAGACUGAUGAUCACAUUGAUGAACUGUUCUUUGCAACCCACGUUUGUUUCUUCUUCAUCAAAGUGUACAUCGGAAUCUGCCUGUGUAUAAUGAUGGUUUCUAGCUUUUCCACGGCCCACUACCUGUAUAGACACAUUAGAAGUGUGGCACAGGGCGGCGGCUACUUCUCCUCUCCAAGGAGACGAAGUCAGAUGAGAGUUACCAUCACUGGGCUCUCUCAAGCAGUACUCUACUUCCUCUAUGCCACUUUCUAUUUCUUUGAUGAAUUUACCUACAUGUUCUCCCCGCAAUUUUAUCUCAGUGCUUGGGUCUCCUUCACAGUCACCUCCUUGUACUUAUCAGGCACCACAGUCAACUUGGGCAUUGGUCAGACUGCAUUCAAGCAAAGGGCAGCCGAUGUCUGGAAGGCACUCAAAGUACUGUGUGGUGUUGGCAUGGCAACAAAUGAUGUGAAAAUGCACUCCAGCCAGUUAACAUCAGGUGAAACAGCAAAUACUGUAACUGUCGGUGUCCAAAUGUCAUUGCAUUGA